Molecule: messenger RNA, 1038 nt
Organism: Lactuca sativa (garden lettuce)
Lineage: Eukaryota; Viridiplantae; Streptophyta; Magnoliopsida; Asterales; Asteraceae
Biological process (GO): DNA transposition
Molecular function (GO): DNA binding; transposase activity
Source: RefSeq, a predicted model, not a curated record
AUGGUAGAAAUACAUACUUGCACUAGAAGCAACAAGGGUGGCAAUAAGCAUGUCACUCAAGGAUGGAUUGCUAAUGUAGUUACUGAUAAGUUGAAAUCUAAUGAGGAUGUCUCUCCAUAUGAGCUUAGAAAAUGGAUUAUGCAAACUUACAAUAUUGACGUGCCAUACCUAAAAGUUUUUAGAGGGAAAGAGCAAGCUUAUACCGACAUGUAUGGGUUUGUUGUUGGUUGUCAUCCGUACAUUGGUCUUGAUUCUUGUCAUUUAAAAGGAAAGUUCAAUGGUGUAAUAGCCGCUGCAACUGGUAUUGAUGAAAACACACGAUCAUGGACAUGGUUUCUUGACUCACUCAAAAAAGCAAUUGGAACGCCAAAUGCUCUUGUUAUCUCAUCGAACAUGCAAAAAGGGUUAGAAGUAGCCAUGAUGAAUGUUUAUCCUAAUGUUGAGCAUAGAGAAUGUAUAAGGCACUUAUAUAGAAACUUCAAGAAACACUUUCAUGGUGACUUCUUUAACACCAAACUAUGGGCUGCUGCAAAAACCUAUCGUCCUACCAAUCAUGACAGAUUAUUGAAGGAAAUUAGUGAUACAAAUGAAGAUGCCAUUGAACAUCUAAAUACCAACCAUAAAACAAUAUGGAGUAUAAUCAAGUUUGGUAUUACUUCCAAGUGUAAUUACAUCACUAAUAAUAUUUUAGAAACAUUUAAUUCUUGGAUUGGUAAAUUGCGCUAUAAACCCAUGCUUGAUCUCCUUGACGUAAUUAGAGAAAAGAUUAUGAAAAGGUUUGAUAAGAAAAGGAAUUUGGUGAAUACAUGGAAUGACACAUUGAUUCCUAUUGCUAAAAACCAUCUCAAUGACAUUGCUAAGAACUUUGGUGAAUAUGAAGUUACUAGAAGUUGUGACAAUCAAGCUGAAAUGGGUACAAGGGAACACGUUGGGAGGUCAACCUAUAUGAAAGAAAAUGUAGUUGUUAAGUGUGAGAACUUUAAAGCUGCAUAUGCAUUUCAAAUUGAUCCGAUGCCCGGACAGGAUCAAUGGGCGUAA